Jaculus jaculus (lesser Egyptian jerboa) is the source of this 2610-nucleotide messenger RNA. RefSeq names its product zinc finger protein 324 (gene Znf324). Gene Ontology annotation, cellular component: nucleus. The transcript is spliced from 4 exons. Gene Ontology annotation, molecular function: RNA polymerase II cis-regulatory region sequence-specific DNA binding; DNA-binding transcription activator activity, RNA polymerase II-specific. Lineage: Eukaryota; Metazoa; Chordata; Mammalia; Rodentia; Dipodidae. Gene Ontology annotation, biological process: regulation of transcription by RNA polymerase II. The record is from RefSeq and is a predicted model, not a curated record. Bases 370 to 2082 code for a protein of 570 amino acids.
CGGGCACCGGGCCACACCGGUGACUGCCGGCUCGUGUUUGAGGUGCUGGGCUGGCUCUCCCGGAGGCUCUGGGGGGUCUCGAGACGAGGUCCGUGAGGAAGAGACUCGCUUCGUACCGCGCCUGCGCACCCGGCGGGACGGAGAGCCCGUGGCCCCGCCUCCCCCGUGCCUCAGUUUCCCUUGCCCGUCCGCAAGCAGACCGUGGGGCCCCGCCGCACCCACGUGCUGUGCGCGCCUGCUCUCAGCGGCACCCUGUUCCUUUGUCUGGCGGGGAAACUGAGGCCCAGGCGAGCUGCGCGAGGCCGUGGGCGGGGUCCGGCGCUGCCGGGGUCGCCCCCCCACUGUGUCUCGCCCCAGCCGCAGGUUCCAAUGGCGGCGACGGAGGCGCUGACCGAUGCGGCCCGGGGCCUCAUGACGUUCGAGGAUGUGGCUGUGUACUUCACCAGGGAAGAGUGGAUGCUUCUGAACACAGCCCAGAGAGACCUGUACUGCCAUGUGAUGCUGGAGAACUUCACCCUUGUGGACUCCAUAGGACUCUCUGCCUCCAGACCUCGGGUGAUUAUCCAGCUCCAACGCGGUGAGGAGCCCUGGGUUCCCAGUAGGACAAACACAACCCUGGACAGAUCCACAGGCAUCCACAGGAGGCCCAGCCUUGGACCCCGUUGCUGUGCAAGCGACAUGCAUAUUUGUGGAGAAACCGCACUGCCAAAGUCCACCUCCAGUAGCCCUGAUGGGACACCUGCUAGUUUCCUCCCUACUGCUAGUGCCUGUCCUGUUGCAAAAAGCCUGGAGGGACAUCAGGGUGCUUCCCCUUCUUGUGAGAGAAAACCCACAGGGGUGUCAGUGAUAUACUGGGAGCAGCUCCUGCUAGGUUCCAGCAGCAGCGAAGCAAGCAUCAGCUUGCGAUUGACUUCCCCAGUGAGGGUUCCCGAGGAUGGCUCAUCCCAGGCGAAGGUCUUCACAGAUCAUCUGGCAUCAGGGAAGCCGACGCGGGCAGCAGAGAGGCAGAAGCCGGGUGUGCAGCAAGCCCCAGGGAGAGCCUUACAGCGCAUGUCGGAGCUCCUUGAAGCUGAAGAAGAUGGAGUGAGUGGGGCUUGGCACGGGUCUCAGAGACUUCCUGGCACCCGGGAGCCUGCGUCGUGGGAUGAGCUUGGUGAGGCUCUCCCAGCUGACCCCGGUCUCCUCUCCGGGGAGAAGACUUUCGAGUGCAGGGCGUGCAACAAAGUGUUUGUGAAAAGCUCGGACCUCCUGAAGCAUCUGCGCACGCACACCGGGGAGCGGCCUUACGAAUGCCCGCAGUGCGGCAAGGCCUUCAGCCAGACCUCGCACCUGACGCAGCACCAGCGCAUCCACAGCGGCGAGACCCCCUACGCGUGCACCGUGUGCGCCAAGGCCUUCCGGCACAGCUCCUCUCUGGUGCGCCACCAGCGCAUCCACACGGCCGAGAAGUCCUUCCACUGCAGCGAGUGCGGCAAGUCCUUCAGCCACGGCUCCAACCUCAGCCAGCACCGCAAGAUCCACGCGGGCGGGCGGCCCUACGCCUGCGCGCAGUGCGGCCGCCGCUUCUGCCGCAAUUCUCACCUGAUCCAGCACGAGCGCACGCACACGGGCGAGAAGCCCUACGCGUGCGCGCUCUGCGGCGCCGCCUUCAGCCAGGGCUCGUCGCUCUUCAAGCACCAGCGAGUGCACACCGGAGAGAAGCCCUUCUCCUGCCCGCAGUGCGGCCGCGCCUUCAGCCACAGCUCCAACCUCACGCAGCAUCAGCUGCUGCACACCGGAGAGCGGCCGUACCGCUGCGGGGACUGCGGCAAGGCCUUUGCCAAGGGCGCGGUGCUGCUGAGCCACCAGCGCAUCCACACGGGUGAGAAGCCCUUCGUGUGCACGCAAUGCGGCCGCGCCUUCCGCGAACGCCCGGCGCUCUUCCAUCACCAGAGGAUGCACACCGGGGAGAGGGCCCUGCGGCGGCCCAGGGGCGGCCUCCGUGGCCAGGCCAGGCCUCCGCGGGCAGCAUUGGAAAGCGUGUCUUCUAAGGCCUCUUCCACCGCAGGUCCAGCCCCGGUACUGAAGCCAUCUGAGGCCUGAGGUCACAGCUCUGCCCUGUCCCAGCCACCUUUCGGUGUGAAAGGACCCGUAUCCGGUGCAAAUCCACAGUGAGAAACAGCCCUGAGUGAGAGCCAGGCAGGAGGAAGACCCUUGGCUGCUGUUCCGUUUGCCUGGGUAUGGUGGUACCUGCUUUUAACGCCAGCACCUGGUAGGCUGAGGUAGGAGGAUCGUGUUAAAUUCAAGGCCAGCCUGGGCUACAGUGAGACCUUGUCUCAGCCCUAGCUCACCUCAGUCUGGAAAGAGAGGCCACAUUGCGGAUCUGCAGAGGCAUCGGGGGAUUGGUGAUGGAGCGGUGCUGCAGGCAGAGGCAGUGGGCAGGCGGCCGACUUGUCUGCGAGCUGGUGCCACUUCCCGUUUCCCAUGACUGGAUCUGAAGGGGAGGAGGGGAAGCACGUGACAGGGUGGGGACUGCCCAGAAGAAUCUGCCUGCCCACGACUGGCAGCAGAGGAUACCUUUCAUUCAGAUUCCUAAUGCAGCCCUUGGGCAAAUAAAUGGUUUGUUUCUGA